AUGGUGACGGGCUUUGGUAGCGGUCGAUUUUUCCUGGGAAGCAAAUGGCUGAAAUUGGCGAUCACGGGGAUCAUCAUGCUAGCUAGUGUGACAUCAGAGCAUGAAACGGGGACAUCAUCUGCUUCAGCCGGGUUACUAUGCAUCAGUGAUUGUGUAACAUGUCCAGUCAUUUGUUCACCGCCACCUCCACCGCUGUUGAAGUCAUUAUCGCCACCGUCACCAUCGUCACUUCACCUCUCUCCGCCCGAACCUUAUUACACCCCACGGUCCCCAUCAGAAUCUGAAGACACUCACUUCCCACCACCAUUAGAAUUUGAAUUAUUUCCUCCAUCUCCAUCUCCACCGAGGCCACCCCCACCCCCACCGGCACAAUCAUCAUAUUCUUCAAAGGCCAGUCCUCCACCGCCUCGUUUUGUGUACUUCUUCAACGCACCUCCAAGUCAAGGUCAAGGGCUACCUACAGGAUUAGGACCGCACGAGUAUCCCUAUCCUUACUACUACUAUCCAUCAAAGGCCUCCCCUCUUUCUUUCCAGGCAACCGUAUUACCUGUGAUGUUGUUUUGUUUCACUGCUGUGUUAUAA
Molecule: messenger RNA, 582 nt
Organism: Hibiscus syriacus
Lineage: Eukaryota; Viridiplantae; Streptophyta; Magnoliopsida; Malvales; Malvaceae
Product: extensin-like
Exons: 1
Coding region: 1-582 (193 amino acids)
Source: RefSeq, a predicted model, not a curated record